CAAGGGGAAACGGAGUUUGGUGAAAUGUUUUCCUACUUGCUAGGAGCAGAAGGCUAGGGUGAACCUCACUGCUGACUCUUACACAAAAAGAAGCAUGAAAAAAGUGGAAAAGGGAGAAGAUACCGGAUCAGGGAAAGGGAACCUGACGAAUACAUUAAUUCGGGUUUCGGUGGCUUCCUCUCUCCUCUCUAUGCAACAUGGUUACAAUCUCUGGGUCGUCUAUUCUCCUUCUGUGCUCAUGCAAGACUUCUAUAACGUAUCACAAUUAGAAGAAAUGAAGCAAAAUGAAAACCAUAUGCUCCUGAUGGGUAUCACCUUCGCUUUAUUCCCUCUUGGAGGCAUAUGUGGGACACUGACGGUUGGCUAUUUAGUGGAUACAUUUGGCAGGAAAGGUGCCUUGAUUGUAACUGGAUUUUUGUCCCUGAUCUCAUCUGUUCUUAUGGGGAUCUCUGGUGUGAUCCAUGCCUAUGAAUAUACCAUGUUUGCACGCUUCUAUACUGGUAUAUGCACAGGUAUAAUCUCAAGUGUUGUCCCUCUAUAUAUCGGUGAGAUUGCUCCUAGAAACCUGAGAGGAGGCGGUGUCACAAUACCCCUCCUUUUUUUGAACAUUGGUGUGCUACUGGCCCAAAUAGCCGCUCUUCGCGAAAUCUUGGGCAAUUCAAAAGGUUUGCCAUUCCUUCUGGGCCUGUCUGGACUCCUGCCGUUAACUGAGCUUGCCUUGCUGUUCUCAUGUCCUGAAAGUCCGAGGUACCUUCUGAUUCAGAAAAGGGAUGAAAAGGGCGCAAGAGAAGCCUUGAAGAAUCUAAGGGAGAAGAGAAAUGUGGAGGAUGAGAUCGAAGAGCUCCGACAGGAGGACCUCGCCGAGAGGACCGAAAAGGCCAUGACUACUUUUAGGCUGCUAUCAAACCAAAACAUGCGAUGGCAUGUCAUCACUAUCGUUGCCUUGAUGGCCGGGCAGCAGCUUUCUGGCAUCAAUGCGGCCUACUAUUAUACAGAGAGGAUCUACAUGUCUACCAAAGUGGGAGCCGACAACGUCCGGUAUAUUGCCAUCGCCUCAACGGCUGUUCUCUGCAUCUCCAUUUCUUUAGCGGUGACUCUUGCUGAUUCCAUGGGGCGAAGGUUUCUGCUCCUGAUUGGAUUCGGAAUCUGUAGCAUCAUAUGCAUUCUCAUCACCAUGACCCUUGAAAUGCAGGACACUAUCCCGGAAAUGACAUAUGUCAGCACCAUUUUAGUGGACACCUUUCUCUUUGGACACACCUUGGGGCCAGGGCCUGUGCCUCCGGUCCUUACGGUGGAGCUAUUCCUUCAGUCGGCCCGUUCUUCCGCAUUUGUGAUUGCAGGAUUUUUGCAAUGGCUCCUUAACUUUUUUACAGGAGUGUCAUUUUAUUAUAUAGAGACACGUAUCGGACCCUACAGCUUCCUCAUCUUCUGGCCUAUCUGUGUAGCCACCUUUUCUUAUGUCUUCAAGAUGGUUCCUGAAACAAAGGACCGGACAUUUCUGGAUGUCAGGAGAAUCAUGGCCAUCCACACAGCCAGGAAGAUCCAGGUCCAGGCGCCGGCGGGCAAAUAGAAUCUUGGGCACUGUUCUUUGUAAUUUUGAUUUAUUUGUUUUGAAAUUCAUUUUUUAAAAAAACAAAACAAACAAACAACAACUCAGCAACACCAAUGGAGUCCUUCCUGUUAUCUUUGGAUUGUCCUAGCUUUGUUGACAAGGCGAAAAUGGCGGGUUUCGUUCUGGUUUAAAACAACAACUUCUAUUCAUUUUCAGUUUGCACUGCUCUGAUGCUGUGAAAGGAAGAACAUUUCAAAAAAGUAAAGACCUUGAAAGCCUGAGCAGAUGUUUUUGAAAACUGUUCAGCACUAUGUUACAGCCUAACCAUAGGAAGCUACCCAAUCUG
Pogona vitticeps (central bearded dragon) is the source of this 1898-nucleotide messenger RNA. Its product is annotated as solute carrier family 2, facilitated glucose transporter member 5. Lineage: Eukaryota; Metazoa; Chordata; Lepidosauria; Squamata; Agamidae. Gene Ontology annotation, molecular function: D-glucose transmembrane transporter activity. The record is from RefSeq and is a predicted model, not a curated record. Gene Ontology annotation, cellular component: plasma membrane. Gene Ontology annotation, biological process: dehydroascorbic acid transport.